This is a messenger RNA of Penaeus monodon (black tiger shrimp), 699 nucleotides long. RefSeq names its product (2R)-3-sulfolactate dehydrogenase (NADP(+))-like. Gene Ontology annotation, molecular function: oxidoreductase activity. Lineage: Eukaryota; Metazoa; Arthropoda; Malacostraca; Decapoda; Penaeidae. The record is from RefSeq and is a predicted model, not a curated record.
AUGUACGUCAAUGAUGUGCAGCAGAAGAUCUAUAUAGGUAGCAACCAUUAUGGUAUUUGCUGGAUGGUACUCCAGACUGCUACAAAACAUGGCCUUCUGGGUAUGAGCUUCACAAAUACAUCACCAUUGGUUGCUCCAACACGUGCAAAGACAUUGUCGUACCACACGUAUGGUGUCUUCCCCAGUUUGAGAUCAACAUCCAUGAAAGCUGAUAAUUUGCAAAUGCAUCUUUUCAACUCUUCAAUAUUGAUUAGGAGCUCUGGAACCAAUCCCAUAUCCCUUUCUGCUCCAGCAAAAGGAGGAGGCUUUGUGUUGGACAUGGCGACCUGUGUAGUGGCUGUGGGCAAGAUUGAAGUUGAACGACGUAAGGAGAACCCCAUACCAGAGGGCUGGGCACUGGACAAAGAAGGCCAACCCACAACCAAUGCAAAGGAGGCAAUGUUUGGAGCUCUCACCCCUUUGGGUGGUCCUGAGAUGCACUCUGGCUACAAGGGCUAUGGUUUGGGCAUGCUGGUUGAGAUCUUCUGUGGCAUUCUGUCAGGUGGUCACUAUGGCCCCAAUGUCCGCCGGUGGAUGCAAACAGAUCGGCCAGCAGACUUGGGACAGUGCUUCGUGGCCAUUGAUCCUUCGUUCUUUGCCCCUGGGUUUGAGGACCGAAUGAGUGACCUUAUGGACCAUUGCCGCACAUGGAACCAGUAA